Ichthyophthirius multifiliis is the source of this 1210-nucleotide messenger RNA. Its product is annotated as MORN repeat protein. The record is from RefSeq and is a predicted model, not a curated record. Gene Ontology annotation, cellular component: cytosol. The annotation marks the transcript as partial. NCBI's taxonomy places the organism in Eukaryota, Ciliophora, Oligohymenophorea, Hymenostomatida. The transcript is spliced from 5 exons.
AAUAAUAAUAUUUUAUUAUAUGGGAAAUAGUUGUUGCUGCAACAAUUAAACUUAAAAUGAUUAAAUACAAACAGAAGGAAAACCUGAAAUGCCCGAAAACAAUGCCGAAAAUUUAGAUAAUGAUAAUAUCAAAUGUAUAUCAUAAAUACAAGUAUACACAGCUUCACUCUAAAAUGAAGAUGAACAAAAUAAAACUUAACCCCCUUUAACAAUUCAAAGAAAAUAAUCAAUUUAAAACAAAGAUAAUUACGAAAAUAUAUAAGUAGAAAUAGUAAAAUCAUAAUAAUCAUAAUCAUCAUAUUAAAUAUAAUAAAAUCCACAUUUACCACCGCCAUAAGUAGCAAAGUUAAUAAAAUAAAUUCCUGAUUUCUUAAAUAUAAAUGCAAAAUAAACAUUAAAACAAUAAGGAGAAUUUAUAUAUGACGAAGAUGAAUCUGAAGAUCAAGCCUUACCGUAUUAAGGUCCUUAUGAAUUCGAAAAUAGUUCUAUAUAUAUUGGUUAAUGGAAAAAUGGAAAUAGACACGGGCGCGGAAAAUAAUAUUGGAAUGAUGGAAGUUUAUAUGAAGGCUAUUGGAGAAAUAAUAUGGCUGAAGGUAAAGGAAGAUUAAUACAUGCAGAUGGAGAUGUGUAUAUUGGAAGAUGGUCAAAAGAUAAAGCAAAUGGAAAAGGCAUUUAUUUACAUAUAGAUAAUGCAAAAUAUGAAGGCGAAUGGGUUGAAGAUAAAUAAAAUGGAAUUGGCACUGAAUGUUGGCCUGACGGGGCUAUAUAUACGGGAUAGUAUUUAGAUGGGAAAAAAGAAGGGAGAGGAAUUUUCAAAUGGGCAGACGGAUCUUAUUAUGACGGGGAAUUUUAUAAAAAUCAUAUAAAUGGUAAAGGAAGGUAUGUUUGGCCAGAUAAUAGAAUGUAUGUUGGAGAUUGGAAAGAUAAUAGAAUGGAAGGAAAAGGGUUUUUCACGUGGACUGAUGGGAGAAAAUAUGAAGGAGAAUAUUUGGAUGAUAAAAAACAUGGAUAUGGAGUUUUUACUUGGCCUGAUGGAAGAGUUUAUAAAGGAAAUUGGUUCAAUGGAAAAUAACAUGGGAUAGGAUGGUUUACUAAUCCAGAAGGGGAUGAGAAAAAAGGUGAAUGGAAAAAUGGUUAAGUGAUGAUAGUAUUGAAAAUAAAAAAUUACAAGAAUCAUAAGAUUAAUAAAAUAAGAAUGAAAUUAAAUUGA